This is a messenger RNA of Quercus lobata, 504 nucleotides long. RefSeq lists its product as uncharacterized. NCBI's taxonomy places the organism in Eukaryota, Viridiplantae, Streptophyta, Magnoliopsida, Fagales, Fagaceae. The record is from RefSeq and is a predicted model, not a curated record. The coding region runs from base 1 to 504 and encodes 167 amino acids. The transcript has a single exon.
AUGGUUAUCACUCGUAUUGCAGGAUCGUACUACCUCGUUGACUCGGGAUAUGCUAUAGGCAGUGCAUUCCUCCCCCCACACAAGUCCACACGCUACCAUGCCCAAGAGUUUCGGGGUGCGAACCGGCAGCCUAGUACCCCACAAGAGUUGUUCAAUUAUAGGCAUUCCUCAUUACGCAUGGUGAUUGAACGAUGCUUUGGCGUCUUGAAGGCGAGGUUCCCUGUUUUGACUGGAAUGCACUCCUUCUCUAUCUCUAGGCAACGGCUGAUUGUGACUGCUUGUUGUGCAUUGCACAACUUUAUUCGCAUGUAUAAUCGGGCAGAUGAACUGUUCCAUGUGUGGGAAGGAUCAUUUGUGCGUAAUGGAGACGCAAACAUAGCAGGAGUUGCACGCGUAGGUAGUGGGGGCACUGAGGAAGCUUUUAAUUCUCGGGCACAACGAGCAAUGUCGGAGUAUCGUGAUGUGAUAACUGCUGCUAUGUGGGCAGAUUACAUUGUUCAAUGA